This is a messenger RNA of Solenopsis invicta (red fire ant), 471 nucleotides long. Its product is annotated as venom allergen 5. NCBI's taxonomy places the organism in Eukaryota, Metazoa, Arthropoda, Insecta, Hymenoptera, Formicidae. The record is from RefSeq and is a predicted model, not a curated record. The coding region runs from base 1 to 303 and encodes 100 amino acids. The transcript is spliced from 3 exons.
AUGGACUGCAGUCUGCGUGCCACAGGCGGAUCUUCGGUUACGGACUGCAAGAGUGUAGAUUGUAUUGAUUUGGAGAACAACGAUCUUAACGAAGAAGAUAUCGAGACUGUGCUCGACAGUCACAAUCUUUAUCGCGUCCUGAUUGCGAGUGGCAACGAGAGCCGCGGAAAUCCCGGCCCUCAGCCGGCCGCAAGGGCCAUGAUGGAAUUGAUCUGGGACGACGAACUCGCCGUUAUAGCGCGUCGAUGGGCGUUGCAGUGCAAGCUCUCCGAGAAGGAUCAGUGCCGAGACGUUGGUAAGUAACUCCGACGGAUAUAUCUCAUUUUUCAUCCCCUCCUCCCGCUCGUUGCGCCGUUAUUUUUCAAUAUCCAAUAACCUGUGCAGACGCGAAAUUGUUCUACCGAUACAACCACCGAAACAUGCAGCGUGCAUGCACACAAGUUUAUGUACACAAGAGACUGUUGUUCUCCU